AUGUAUUUAGAACCUGGAGAUACAUGGAAGAGAAGUAUUUCCCUAAUCAACUCUAUCAAUAAUCUCAAUAGCCCAUUCAAAGUUACCUUCUUAUUGACUUUUAGUCAUGCGGAGAGUCAAUUUUCUUUGGAAAUUAAGAGACAAGAAUUUAAUUUGAUCGAUCUUAUUCAACCAUCCACUCCUCAGUUUGUGAAUAUGAAAAAGAAUUUGGGAUUGAUACGAGUAGAGAGUUCAAAACAACGACUAAAAUCUCUAAUGAAUAAGGGAUUGACAAAUUAUGCCACUCUCUCCAAUUUUAUGCCAUCCAUGACUCAUGGGUUCAAACUUCGAUUCAAUCCAUUGGAGGAAGAUUUCACCAACAAUUGGCAAUCCAUUCUUCAAAUUCCACUCCGCCAAGAUUUACCCAAAAAUGUGUUGAAUAGAGAGUUGGUUUCUCUCACUUCCAAUAAUUUCUCAUCGUCCACCUCUCUCAUUACUCCCUAUGGUCAUGAAUUGAAAUUGAGAAUAUCUCCCUCUUCACGUACUCUACACUCUUUCGAUGUCCUACUUCAGGGUAGUGAUUUUCAUUCUCUUCUUCUUGCUCGAUAUUCCAUUCUCUCCAAGUUCCAACACUUUCUACACUAUAGAAAUGAGUUACUUGGUUCAGAGACCUAUCCAAGACUCUCCUCUAAAGAGGAAUUGAUUGAACUCAUCAAGACAAUGCAGAACUUUGGAGAUGAAAUUCAACACCUCCACACUACACUUGAACAACUUGAACACAACACCUCAACACUUCUAUGCCAGCAAACCAAUACUAGUAGCAGUGAGCCCCUCUCUCAGCUAGUCUCCAAAAUUGUUUCAUUCGAUAGGAAGGCUAUUGAAUUAUACAGAGAAAUGAGACAAGCCAAAGAACGUGGUAAAAAACUAGUUGAAGAAUUUACAGAUGAUGAAGUGGUAAAAUUCGAUAUACCUGAAGACAUACCUCCAGCAACAAUAUCGGAACCAACAAUAAUUGAACAUCAAAAACCUAAAAAUCCGAUCAAAGACUCACUAAUCAAACAACUGGAUCCAAUUCAUCAUAUUGAAAAUUAUUUACCACCACUCUUACAACAACCAAGCCAAUCCUUGUCAUCUUUCUUGGCUCAUGCUUUUACAACAUUUUCGAAUGACUCGGUAAUGAUUAUUGGACCUGGUGGAUCAGGGAAAAAACAUUUAAUACGAUAUACAUUGAAUGAGUUGAGAAAAUCAUCUAAAUAUUCAUUCAAAUCUGUUUAUAUUGAUGGCUCAAAUGUGUCAACUGAUGCCCACUUGUUAGGAAGUGUACUUCAAGAAUUGGAAAAAUGUAAAUCAGAUGAUGAAGAAUCAUCACCAUCAACAACUAAUGAAUCAUAUUUCGAGGAGGAUGACGAUUUUGAUGAGCAAGCAAAAAGUGUGGAAUUUUUAAAAGCUCUCAAAAACUUUCCGAAUCAAAGUUUAGUAUUUGUAUUGGAUGGAUUUGAAAAUCUAUGUAAAUAUUCAGGGAAAAUGUUAUACACCAUCACUGAUACUUGUCAUGAAUCCAAAUUGAGUGUUAUUAUUAUUGGAAUUUCGAAAAGCUCUUCAAUUGCCCUAUCUAUGGAUAGAAGAGUAAGGAGUAGAUUUUCUUCCAGGAAGAUUUAUACCUUCCUCCCAAGAAAUGCAGCACAAGUUUCACAAGUGAUGGAAUUUUAUUUAGGGAUUACAGACAACUCGGAAGAUGCAUCGAUCGAGUUCUACAAUAAUAGUCUAAAAAAUAUGUUACUGAAUCCUGAUGUGGUACAAAUAUUGGAAGAGUGUGUCUUACAUCCAAAUUGCUCAUUUUACUUUAAUUUGGCAUCAAGGAUUUUUGACCUAGUAUUGGAAAAAAUUCAAAAAUACCCAAUUGUGGACUCGACCAUGGAGAUUUUCACACCAGAAAUUUUUAUUCAAUCCUUCUUGUCUCUUGUAAAUAAUAGGCACAAUGAAAGAUUAUCCUCCAUUCCUAGACUCAAUCAAUGUCAAUUGAUUUUAUUGUGUGCAGUAAAGAAGAUUGAAUCUCUUUACAAUGCAAAGAAUUCUUCCAUUGAUAUUACUUUUGACACACUCUUUAAUUUAUAUAUGAAGUUUGCAUCUGGAGGAGCUCAAUCAUCCAAUAUUAGACAAGAACACUUGUUUUCAGAGGGAAGAACAUUGAUUGAGACAGAUAAUCAGGUAGUUUUCCAAAAUUUUAUUUCACUCCUCGAAUUGAGAUUGAUUCGUUUUACAACCAAAGAUUUUCCCUCUACAAGAAAGGAACAAGCUUCAACCAAGGUCAGACUAAGCAAUAUUCAUCCAUCUCAAAUCGAACAUGAAAUUGAGAGGCUAUAUCAUGAUAGCAAAUUAUCAACCAUGACACCAGAAUUGUAUGAAUGGAAUAAAGCAGCCUCUCUUUAA
Naegleria gruberi is the source of this 2409-nucleotide messenger RNA. RefSeq lists its product as uncharacterized. Gene Ontology annotation, molecular function: ATP hydrolysis activity; DNA replication origin binding. The record is from RefSeq and is a predicted model, not a curated record. The coding region runs from base 1 to 2409 and encodes 802 amino acids. Gene Ontology annotation, cellular component: nucleus; nuclear origin of replication recognition complex. Gene Ontology annotation, biological process: DNA replication initiation; DNA replication. Lineage: Eukaryota; Heterolobosea; Eutetramitea; Acrasida; Naegleriidae. The transcript is spliced from 2 exons.